Carassius carassius (crucian carp) is the source of this 811-nucleotide messenger RNA. RefSeq names its product NADH dehydrogenase [ubiquinone] 1 alpha subcomplex assembly factor 4-like. Bases 72 to 653 code for a protein of 193 amino acids. Gene Ontology annotation, biological process: mitochondrial respiratory chain complex I assembly. The transcript has 3 exons. The record is from RefSeq and is a predicted model, not a curated record. Lineage: Eukaryota; Metazoa; Chordata; Actinopteri; Cypriniformes; Cyprinidae. Gene Ontology annotation, cellular component: mitochondrion.
CCGGGGAAUCAGCCCAUCGGGGGCAGUAAUGAGCGCUCAAUGCUUUUACUACCGUUAGAAGAAGAAGACGAAUGUCCUCUGCUGCGGAGAUCUCAAACAUGGGCUCGAAAGUUACACGCAUGAUCAGAAACUUUAAUGUAGAGAAUCGCGCUCUCCGGGAAAUAAGCAAGGCAAAACCUAAAGCUGCACCACGACAUCCGUCAUCGAGCAAUUUCUCACAAGAAGACAUUCCUGCCACCAGCAUUUCAGAAGAGAUUCGCCAGAGGAACAAUCCACUGCUGUCAAUGCUCAAGGACGUUUAUGUGGAGUCUAAAGAUCCUGUUUCUCAGGCUGAAGCAGUUCCGGUGGUUAAGAAGAACAAGCAGGAGAUGCCACGCAGGGAGCUAAAGUACAAUCUGCCGGGAGACCCCUAUGGUUUUUUCGAUGUCACUGAUGUUCCCAAAGGCAAACUGUCGCUUGUGGAAGCUUUAACUGCCCUGAACAAUCACAAACGCAUGCCUAAAACAUGGACUCCAGAGAAGCUGGCACAGGAGUACUCUCUGGAACUAAAAGAUGCCAAAGCACUGAUCGAUUUCUUUUUUCCUUUUGAUGUCAAAAUCAUUCCACCCCAAACAGAGAAAACUAAGCAGAUUCAGGAUUCUUCGCAUAUAUGAACACUCGAGCCGUCUCUGAAACAUGCACAGCAUCGGAAUGCAAGUGUUUUGACAUGUUGAUUGUAGUGUUUUGUAUUAUUUGUUUUUGAAGGGCCUGUCAACUUAUUUAUUAAUUUGUUGUCAUUUAUUUUAUUGAGAAGUUAACCAAGAUAUAUAAA